Cicer arietinum (chickpea) is the source of this 2798-nucleotide messenger RNA. Its product is annotated as beta-xylosidase/alpha-L-arabinofuranosidase 1. Gene Ontology annotation, biological process: arabinan catabolic process; xylan catabolic process. Gene Ontology annotation, molecular function: alpha-L-arabinofuranosidase activity; xylan 1,4-beta-xylosidase activity. The record is from RefSeq and is a predicted model, not a curated record. NCBI's taxonomy places the organism in Eukaryota, Viridiplantae, Streptophyta, Magnoliopsida, Fabales, Fabaceae. Gene Ontology annotation, cellular component: apoplast.
ACAACCCAAAAACCAAGUUAAGGUUCCUAAGUCAUAAGAUACAUUGAUUCUUUCGUUUGUUGUUUUGGCUCUCCGCCAAAAAAACAACAAUUGCAUUCAAAAGGGUGUUUCCAAGUUUCAUUUUUUCCUCAAAUCACUAAAAGAACAAAGUGUUCAUAAAUGACAAAUUACUCAUUUUUUUCAUAGACAAUAAACAUAGUAAAACACCCUUUUGUUUGUUUUGGUGUUUUUGAAAUUUUUAGAAGUUACAUUUACAAUUUACAGUUAUGGCCUACACUGAAAACAGAGAACCAAAGAGUUUCUCUGUUUUCCUCUGUUUCUCAAUUUUCUAUGCUACACUUUUGUUAAAUUGUAACCAUGUUUAUGGCCAAACAUCAACUGUUUUUGCCUGCGAUGUUGCCAAGAAUUCAAGUUUAGCAGGUUAUGGAUUCUGUGACAAGUCAUUGUCGGUGAAAGAAAGGGUUUUGGAUUUGGUGAAGAGGUUAACAUUGAAAGAGAAAAUAGGGAACCUUGGAAACUCUGCUGUUGAAGUGAGUAGACUUGGAAUACCAAAAUAUGAAUGGUGGUCUGAAGCUCUUCAUGGAAUUUCCAAUAUUGGACCUGGAACACAUUUUUCAACUUUGGUUCCAGGUGCCACUAGUUUUCCUAUGCCUAUUCUCACUGCAGCUUCUUUCAACACUUCACUCUUUCAAGCCAUUGGAAGUGUGGUUUCAACUGAAGCAAGAGCAAUGUACAAUGUAGGAUUGGCUGGUUUAACAUAUUGGUCACCAAACAUAAACAUAUUCAGGGAUCCAAGAUGGGGAAGGGGACAAGAAACACCAGGGGAAGACCCUUUGUUAAGUAGCAAAUAUGCAUCAGGAUAUGUCAAAGGUUUGCAACAAACUGAUGAUGGAGACUCCAACAAGCUUAAGGUUGCUGCUUGUUGUAAACACUAUACAGCUUAUGAUUUGGAUAAUUGGAAAGGUGUUCAACGUUACACCUUCAAUGCUGUGGUGACUCAACAAGAUUUGGAUGACACAUUUCAACCUCCAUUUAAGAGUUGUGUGAUUGAUGGAAAUGUUGCCAGUGUCAUGUGUUCCUAUAACCAAGUUAAUGGAAUACCAACAUGUGCAGACCCUGACCUCCUUAAAGGAGUUAUCAGAGGCAAAUGGAAGUUAAAUGGAUAUAUUGUUUCUGACUGUGACUCAGUAGAAGUGCUUUUCAAAAAUCAGCAUUAUACAAAGACUCCUGAAGAAGCUGCAGCCAAAACCAUACUGUCAGGAUUAGAUUUGGACUGUGGAAAUUAUCUUGGCCAAUAUACAGAAGGAGCAGUAAAUCAAGGACUUGUGGAUGAAUCGUCCAUUGACAAUGCCAUCUCAAACAAUUUUGCGACAUUGAUGCGUCUUGGUUUCUUUGAUGGUGAUCCAAGCAAGCAACCUUAUGGAAACCUUGGUCCAAAGGAUGUGUGCACUUCAGAUAACCAGGAGCUAGCUCGUGAAGCUGCAAGGCAAGGGAUUGUGUUGCUUAAAAAUAGUCCUGGAUCAUUGCCUUUAAAUCCCAAAUCCAUCAAAUCAUUGGCUGUUAUAGGACCUAAUGCUAAUGCUACAAGGGUCAUGAUUGGAAACUAUGAAGGCAUCCCUUGCAAAUAUACAUCACCCUUGCAAGGCCUAACAGCUUUGGUUCCUACGAGUUAUGCUCCUGGCUGUCCUGAUGUGCAAUGCGCCAAUGCCGAGAUAGAUGACGCCGCAAAGAUUGCAGCCUCUGCAGAUGCAACCAUUAUUGUGGUAGGUGCAAAUCUAGCUAUAGAGGCAGAAAGUCUUGACAGAGUUAACAUUCUACUUCCAGGACAGCAGCAACAGCUAGUGAGUGAAAUUGCAAAUGUAUCCAAAGGGCCUGUGAUUCUUGUCAUAAUGUCUGGAGGAGGCAUGGAUGUUUCCUUUGCCAAAACUAAUGAAAAAAUAACAAGCAUUUUAUGGGUUGGCUACCCUGGCGAAGCUGGUGGAGCUGCCAUAGCUGAUGUGAUAUUUGGCUUCUAUAAUCCUAGUGGAAGGCUACCCAUGACAUGGUAUCCACAAUCAUAUGUAGAAAAGGUACCAAUGACAAUCAUGAACAUGAGGGCUGAUCCUGCUACUGGUUACCCUGGUAGAACUUACAGAUUUUAUAAAGGAGAUACUGUUUUCUCAUUUGGAGAUGGAAUGAGCUUCGGCACUGUCGAACACAAAAUAGUUAAAGCACCUCAGUUGGUGUCUGUUCCUCUAGCAGAGAAUCACGAAUGUCGUUCCUUGGAAUGCAAGUCACUUGAUGUUGCUGACGAGCAUUGUCAAAACUUGGCAUUUGAUAUUCAUCUUAGUGCCAAGAACAUGGGAAAAAUGAGUAGUAGCCAUACAGUAUUGUUAUUCUUUUCUCCUCCUAAUGUGCACAAUGCACCUCAAAAACACUUGUUGGGUUUUGAGAAAGUGCAAUUGGCAGGAAAAUCAGAAGCACUAGUUAAGUUCAAGGUAGAUGUUUGCAAGGAUUUGAGUGUGGUCGAUGAAGUUGGCAAAAGAAAAGUUCCCUUAGGGGAGCACAUGCUUCAUGUUGGAAACUUGAAGUAUCCAUUGAGUGUGAGGAUUUGAAACAAGUCUUCAAAUCUUCUACGUUGAUUUUUUAUUUUCAAUUUCUUCAUUGGUUUCCUUCGAAAAGAAUUUUUGAAGGAGACCAUAAAUAAAUUUGAGGUAAUUGUAACAAAAUUAUGGGAUUUGCAACAUUAUAUUCAAAUCACAAAUUUGAAAUCAAAAUAUAAUUUCUACUAUAAACUCAAUUUUUGUAUGAUUUGAUCA